CGGAAGUGGCGCGUGCGUGAGGGGCGGGCGGCCGCGGGGGCUGCUGGGUUGCGCGGCGCCGACUCGCGGUCUGUGGAGCGGCGGAGCGGGGCCCGGGCGCGCAGUUGGCGAAAAUGGCUGAAAAUGGAAAUGGUGAAAACAUGUCUAUCUUGGAAAGCAAAAUCUGUCAGCAAAUUGAGUACUAUUUUGGCAAUCACAAUCUACCAAGAGACAAGUUUCUAAAGGAACAGAUCAAACUAGAUGAUGGCUGGGUACCUUUAGAAGUAAUGAUCAAAUUCAACAGGUUAAGUCGCCUUUCAAAAGAUUUUGGUGUUAUUGUAGAAGCACUAAGAAAAUCCAAGACGGGUUUAAUGGAAAUAAAUGAAGACAAAACUAAAAUCAGAAGAUCUCCAAAUAAACCCCUUCCUGAAUUAAAUGACCAGUAUAAGGCUGCAAUUAAAAACAGAUCUGUAUACGUUAAAGGCUUUCCACUAGAUGCUACUCUUGAUGAUAUCAAAGAAUGGCUUGAGGAUAAAGGUCCAGUUGAAAAUAUUCAAAUGAGGAGAACAUUGCAGAGAACGUUUAAGGGCUCAAUAUUUGCAGUUUUUGAUAGUGUUGAAUCUGCUAAGAAGUUCACAGAGAUACCAAAUCAAAAGUACAAAGACACAGAGCUGAUAGUACUUUUCAAGGAGGAAUAUUGUACAAAGAAGAAUGAAGAAAGGAAACAAAACAAAGUAGAAGCAAAAGCAAGAGCUAAACAAGAAAAAGAAGAAAAGCAGAAACAAGCAGCAGAUGCUGAAAUGAAGUCUCUGGAAGAAAAGACAGGAUGUCUUCUGAAGUUUUCUGGUGAUCUAGAUGACCAAACGUGCAGAGAAGACCUCCAUGAGGUAUUUUCUGGUCACGGAGAAAUCAAGUGGAUACACUUUGUCAGAGGUGCAAAGGAGGGAAUUAUCCUAUUUAAGGAUAUUGCCAAAGAAGCUCUGGAAAAAGCCAAAGCAGCACAUAAUGGAAACUUGCAGCUCCGGAACAAGGAUGUUUCAUGGGAAGUGCUAGAAGGAGAUGCAGAGAAAGAAGCUCUGAAAAAAAUCCUGGAAGAUCAGCAGGAAUUGCUGAAACAGAAAACAAAAGGACGCAAAAUGAAAGGAAAAGGAAGAGGGGGAAAGAUACCUCAGGGUGCACAAAAAGGGAAAAUACAGUUUCAGGGCAAGAAAAUAAAGUUUGAGAAUGACGAAGAAGAUGGUGAAAAUGAUAUUAAAACAGAACCAUCAAGUCCCAAGAAGAGACCACUAGAGGAAACAGAAAAGGAAGAACCUGCACCAAAACAACUGAAAACAGAAAAUGGAGAUGGCAAUCAGUAAUACUCAAAUAAAAGAAUU
This is a messenger RNA of Pyrgilauda ruficollis (rufous-necked snowfinch), 1355 nucleotides long. It is a transcript of the gene SSB, whose product is annotated as small RNA binding exonuclease protection factor La. The record is from RefSeq and is a predicted model, not a curated record. Gene Ontology annotation, biological process: positive regulation of translation; RNA processing. The transcript is spliced from 12 exons. Bases 114 to 1337 code for a protein of 407 amino acids. Gene Ontology annotation, molecular function: RNA binding. Gene Ontology annotation, cellular component: nucleus; ribonucleoprotein complex; cytoplasmic stress granule. Lineage: Eukaryota; Metazoa; Chordata; Aves; Passeriformes; Passeridae.